CAAAGGGAAGAAGUUAAAACCCCAAGAAACCUUCGUCGUCGGCGCUUCGUCUCCUGUAGCUGUGGGAGGCUAGGGAGAGACCGUGAGAGGGAGAUGGAGAGGAUGGAGAGGUGCGGGAGCUGGGAGUGCGACGCGGCGGCGCAGGCUGCCGCGCAGAAGGCGGUGCCGGCGCCGUUCCUGACCAAGACGUACCAGCUGGUGGACGACCCGGCCACGGACCAUAUCGUCUCCUGGGGGGACGGCCGGGUCUCCACCUUCGUCGUCUGGCGCCCGCCGGAGUUCGCGCGGGACAUCCUCCCCAACUACUUCAAGCACAACAACUUCUCCUCCUUCGUCCGCCAGCUCAACACCUACGGCUUCCGGAAGGUCGUGCCGGAGCGGUGGGAGUUCGCGAACGAGUUCUUCAGGAAGGGGGAGAAGCAGCUGCUCUGCGAGAUCCACCGGCGGAAGACGUCGGCGUCGACGGUAUCGCCGUCGCCCCCGCCCUUCUUCAGUCCGCCGCACUUCCCCCUCUUCCACCCGGGCGCCCCGCACCACCACCAGUUCGUGGGCGGCGACGACGGGGUAGCGAUGGCGGCGGCCGCGCACGGCAUGGGCGUCGCGUUCCCACACCCGCAGUGGCGGGACCCGCACGCCGCCGCGCCGGUGGCCACGCGGCUCCUGGCCCUGGGCGCUCCCCCGGCGCCGUCGCCGCUGCCGUCCGCCGAGGGGGCGGGCGGGGCCAGCGCGGGGCGCGCGGCCACCGCGGCCGUGCUGAUGGAGGAGAACGAGCGGCUGCGGCGCAGCAACACGGCGCUGCUGCAGGAGCUGGCGCACAUGCGCAAGCUCUACAACGACAUCAUCUACUUCGUGCAGAACCACGUGCGCCCCGUGGCGCCCAGCCCGGCGGCCGCGGCGUUCCUGCAGGGCCUGGGCCUGCAGCCGCGCAAGAAGCCGGCCACCCCCGUCAUGGCCGCGGCCGGGCUCAACAACUCCGGCGGGAGCACCACGUCCAGCAGCUCGCUCACCAUCGCCGAGGAGCCCUCGCCCCCGCCGCAGCAGCAGGCCGACAAGAGCGGCGGCGGGGAGGCCGGCAGCAGCGGCACCGCGCGCUCCGCCGCCGCGCCCACGAUGCUCUUCGGCGUGCACCUCAGCGCCGCCCCGGCCGCCAAGAGGCCGGCGUCCCCGGAGGACGAGCACGAGCUGGCCACGUCGCCUGCCAGGAAGCCGCGGCUGGCGCUGGAGGCAGGCGCCGACCUAAGCCUGUCCGUGACGGCGGCGCCGUCCGCCGCCUCGUCCCCAGCUAGCAUUAGCUAGUCGGCGGCUAGCUCACUCACCUGGCUCGCGCCUAUGCAACUGCAUGCUGGUGCAGCAUGCAACCGCGGGGGCGGCCGUUUUGUUGUUCUAGUUCUAGGCUCUAGUUCGAUCGACGUGUUCCUUUUCAACUGGUAGAUGAGAAGAUCGCUUCUUUUCGUUGAUGCCUUCUGGUUAGGGUUCUGCUCAACGCUAAUUGCACAUUGUUGUGCUUUGCACUCGCAAACUAGUGCGUGCCACUGCCAUCGGUCCGACCCUCCGAACUAAUCCAAGCCAUGCAAGUUGUUGUACAGAAGUAACUCGUGAUGAUGAAGUAGCAGUUGUUGAGGUUCAGGUAGCUCUUCUGGUGAAUCCAGGGCGCCAGCAGUAGGGAGCAUGCAAUCUUUUGGGCGACGAGUCCGGAAAGA
Molecule: messenger RNA, 1700 nt
Organism: Panicum hallii
Lineage: Eukaryota; Viridiplantae; Streptophyta; Magnoliopsida; Poales; Poaceae
Product: heat stress transcription factor B-4c-like
Exons: 2
Coding region: 94-1296 (400 amino acids)
Biological process (GO): regulation of transcription by RNA polymerase II
Cellular component (GO): nucleus
Molecular function (GO): DNA-binding transcription factor activity; RNA polymerase II cis-regulatory region sequence-specific DNA binding
Source: RefSeq, a predicted model, not a curated record